This is a messenger RNA of Botrytis cinerea B05.10, 3218 nucleotides long. RefSeq lists its product as hypothetical. The transcript has 13 exons. The record is from RefSeq and is a predicted model, not a curated record. The coding region runs from base 74 to 3064 and encodes 996 amino acids. NCBI's taxonomy places the organism in Eukaryota, Fungi, Ascomycota, Leotiomycetes, Helotiales, Sclerotiniaceae.
GUGAGGCAGCUGCUCCCAUCUGAUCUUCUUUUUCUUUUUCCUCGCAUUAUUAUCGUGAUGGUUAAAGGCAACAAUGACAUCUUCUAAUUCACCGAAUCAUCUCUCUCUACGUAAAAUUUUACCGCUUCCGAGUAAAUCACGAAACAGAAAGACUUCAAGAAGCAGACAAAGUUCGGACCCCAGAUCUUCCUCUAGUGGUGAGGCAGACGAACAUGCUGCAACACCAGAGAGUUCAAAAGAUGAGUCCUCAACUGUAGACCAUCGGAUUGAAAGAAGCCACAGCCCAAAAUCACAAGUUGGCCCUGUAUCUGUCACAACUCUAGUCGUAUCAAGAGUUCGUACAGAGAGCGCCGUAACUCCCGAAACUUUGGAGAGAGAACAAAGCCAAGACACAUCAACUCGAAACGGAGAUUUAAAGAAUUUUGUGACGCCAGACCAUGAAUUGCCUCAACCCCUACAUACACUAGAGACGGAAGAAAAAAUUACAACUAGCGAUGGCUCAGAAAAUCUCCCUGAAGUCGUGGAAGACUCUCACCAUCCAUUUUCCUCUGAUGGUAUUGAAGUGCGGGGUAGUACCAGCCCGCAAAUCAGUCACUCCCGAAGAUCGUCCGAAGCCUCAUCUGCUAAUAGCGAAUCGUCAAACGAAGACGUAAAAUACGCGGUUGAAGACGAAAAGGCACCACUCGAACCCUAUUUUACCGAAGAAUUCCAAUCCCUUCUUGGAAGGAGCUACGAUAUUGCACUUCAAGUGGCCAAUGAACUGGGAAAAUUAGAGAAUGUCUUUGGAGAAGAUAUUGAUUUUCGAAGACUAUUAAACGACUCAAAAGGACUGAGCGCACGCGAUAUAUCGAGUACGAGAACCAUUGCUAUAUUAGGCGCAUCAGGAGAAGGAAAGAGUAGUCUAAUAAACUCGCUUCUACAUGUGACAGAACUGGCGAGAACCAGCGAUGAGGGUUCUGCUUGUACUUCCGUUGUCACAGAGUACAGGCAAAGGAAAAGUAGUACCCUCGAACCGUUUUCGGUCGAGGUAGAGUAUCUUUCUAAACCAGAGCGUCAAGAGAUGGUAGAAGAGUUGUUGUGGAGUUAUCGACAGUUGUUUCUUCCAGAUUCAGAUAAUGAAGGUAAUAAGCUUGAUUCUGAUGAACAGCAACGUAUCGAAAGAGAAUCUGCAGUAGCAUGGUCGGCUCUUGAGGCAGUGUUUAGCCAACAAGAAGAGUUCAGUAUCGAUUUCAUGAACGAUAAGUCGAAAGGCGCAUUUGAGAGGAUCAAGAACCAACUGUUAAAAUGGAUGCAAAAAAUAGAGUUUCCUGCAGAUGAUGAGUCUGGUUUAUGGACAGCUUGUGCGCAUGAUUCUGAUGAAUGUCAAGAACUGACCAGUGUCUUCAUGGCGGAUAAGCUUUGGCCAUUCACCAAGAUAAUUCGCGUCUAUCUUGAUGCUGAAGUGCUGAAAACAGGCGUUGUUCUCGCAGAUCUGCCAGGUUUACAAGAUACCAAUUUGGCGCGUGUUCGAGCAACACAGAAAUACUUGCAGAGUUGUGACCAUGUGUUCAUCGCAACCAGAAUUUCGAGAGCAAUUACCGAUGCAACUCUAAAGUCAGCAUUAUAUAGUGAGCUUAAACGCCAUGUUCCGCUUGCGUGGGAGGAAUCGGGAGGCACCAAUAUCAAUUUCAAAUUGGCCGUUAUAUGCACAAGAUCAGAGGAUAUCAACCCAAAAACGGCAAAGAGGACUUUUGUUGGCAAUGGAAAAGAGAUAUCUCUGAUCGAAAUGAAAUCAAUUGAAAAAGAUAUCGAUAACGCGAAGCGUAUGGGUGACAAAGACCUAAAAGCCUACCUUGAACGCAAAAAGUUGUGGCUUUUUAUCGAAGCUCGAAACCGGCAUGUUACCAAGGGACUCCAAGCCGCGUAUCGACAAAAGACCAUCAACGGCCAUCUAGAUGUUUUUUGUAUAUCAAACACAACAUAUGAGGACUAUGUAGAGGAAGGAGACAAUGAAAUGAUCCAAAAGAGUGGCAUUCCAGAACUCCGUCGCUUUUGUCGAAAGAUAACUGCUAGUGCACAACUUAUGCAGGCACUGCAUUUCAUGCGGUCAACCGUACCAAGCUUAUUGAAUUCAAUUACGCUUUGGUUAGAUUCAGUUCAAAUAAAUGCUCAAGUACAGGAUGAUGGUACGAAGACGGUGGUCUUGGACUGCUAUGAGCGUUCCAGAAAUGAGGCCAUUGCAUCGAUCAGGAAAUACAAUAGGGAAUUCCGAAAUGCCUUACAGAAUGACAUACUUCGCUUCUUUAAUAGGGAAACUGUACAUUGGGAAGCUACUGCGACAAAGAGGGCGGAAGUAUGGUCUGAAUGGCAUCAUCAAUCAUACAACGCGUGGUGUAGAAACAACGGAGAGCACACCACUGCUACACGGAGUUAUAGAAAUUGGAACGCAGAAAUUGUCGAAAGGAUGAGAGUGGAGCUGAAAAUGAAAUGGGACCUUCUUGAAGAAAAGAUUCCAAUAAAUAUGGAGAGCCUCUUACAAGAACUCAAAGAUCAACUUCAGAAUUUGGAGACCCAAAUUGAAGGGCAAGGUAGAUCAACCCCGAUGCAGUAUGGAAUCGACUUUCGCAUACAAGACCUAGAAUACAAUUUGGGUCUCAUACAACAGGAAUUUGAGAGAGGAUUAAGAAAAAUUCGACAGCACGUUGAAGAACCAAAUGCUUCGUCCUUUGUUGUUGAGGAAAUGGUUUCAGCUUAUCGUGAAGCCGGCAGUCAAGGGGGUAGAGGCAUGAAAGCACGACAAAUAUCAAUUAUUUCGAAUCAAGUCAAUGGCGGCACAAUGUUCCCUAAUAUAUCUGCUAAACUGCGUCAAGAAGCAGUCACCUUGAUCGAAUACGAAUUCAACAAACUCAAACUGGAAUUGGAUGAAACUUAUGAUUUGAUACACAAAGACAUUGAUAUGUCAAUUGCUAAGAGGCCGCAACCCCAAAACUCUGCUGCUACGAGCAAAGGCAAAGAGUUGGUAGUAAGACUUGCAAAAAGGCUUAAUAUCCUAAAAUCGAAGUACGAUGAAAUUCUGCGCGUUUAGGAGAGCAAAGUGGGAGCUGAGGGAGGUAUCACAUGCUUUAUUGAUGAUAGUUUGUGAUAGAAUUGCAAUAAUUUAUGUAGCCCUGUUGUUGGGCCCAAAUUGACGAAAUCUAAGUUAUGUAAUUUAUCUCUAUCAUUAUGUUACUAUUCGCACA